Hirundo rustica (Barn swallow) is the source of this 895-nucleotide messenger RNA. It is a transcript of the gene EDARADD, whose product is annotated as EDAR associated via death domain. Gene Ontology annotation, biological process: signal transduction. NCBI's taxonomy places the organism in Eukaryota, Metazoa, Chordata, Aves, Passeriformes, Hirundinidae. The coding region runs from base 85 to 726 and encodes 213 amino acids. Gene Ontology annotation, molecular function: protein binding. The transcript has 6 exons. The record is from RefSeq and is a predicted model, not a curated record.
CGGGGCGGCGCAGGAAGGGGGCGGCGCGGCGGGGCGGCGGUUCCGGGCACGUCGCGUUCCUCGCCGCGGGACCCACCGCGCCCCAUGGCCGCUCCGCAGGACGCGCUGCCCCCAGAUCAUGAAGCAAAAGAGCCAGUGGAGGAUACGGAUCCAAGCACUCUUUCCUUAACAAUGACUGAAAAAUAUCCUGUCCAAGACACAGGAUUACCUAAAGAUGAGGAAUACCUAACAGAUCAAGUUACUCUGGAAAUUGCAUCUGUGAACAUCAAGACCCUUACAUCAGAUUCUGGCCUAAUCCAACAGCCAGAAGACAAAGACACACAAAACCAUACUGACGAAUCACUUUCAGAUCUCAAGAAAACCUGCAAGGAAAACGUCACCUGCUCCUUGUGCUUAUUCCGUGCGCCGACCAUCAGUGACAUGCUCAAUGAUGAGGACUUGUUGUACACAGUGAGGCUAAAGCUGGAUCCCUGCCAUCCAACAGUGAAAAACUGGAGAAAUUUAGCAAGCAAGUGGGGGAUGACUUAUGAUGAAUUGUGUUUCCUUGAACAAAAGCCCCAAAGUCCCACCUUGGAAUUCUUGCUACGGAAUAGUGACCGGACUGUGGAGCAGCUGAUUGAGCUCUGUAAAUUUUAUAAGAGAAUUGAUGUUGUGAAAGUGCUUCUGAAAUGGGUGGAGGAGGAAUGGCCCAAGAGAGGGAACAGAACUUACCAGAAUGACUUCUAGGUCAAAGAAAGUUGUUAGUCUGUACGUGUUAAAUGCUAGCUACCACUAAUACGUUGGAAGUUUCCCUUGCAGGAGAGAGAAAGUACCCUCUGAGGGUUUGUAUACUGUGUAAGCUUUAUCUACUGUAUACACAAAUGUAAGCUUUAUGCCCUCAGGGUUGCAAAGAUAA